AUCAGCAUUCAGAUGGUUUUAUAAACUGAAAAUAUAUUCUGAAUAUAGCUUUAUAAAUCGUUCUUAAUAAGUUAAUAUUUUUUUUCUCUUUAUUUCUCUAUGUAUAAAUUAAAACAAAUGAAAAACGAUAAGCAGCUUAAAAGUGGCAUGAAAAACUGUCCACUUGCGUAUGCGUUUGGCUGAUCGCAGAUCUGUUUAAAAAAAUCGAGUGGGGAAGUAGGUGUUGCAGUAAACAUGGCGGAUACUACAGUGGAUGCUACAAGAAGGCUGAAUGUUAAAAAACAAACUUUGGAUGAUGCAUACGCUGUCCCAGCGAAUUUUUUAGAAAUAGAUGUUAUUAAUCCAAUUACUCAUGGUGUUGGCAAGAAGAGAUACACGGAUUACGAAGUUCGAAUGAGGACGAAUCUCCCUGUUUUCAAGGUGAAAGAGUCCAGUGUGCGACGGAGAUAUAGUGAUUUUGAAUGGCUGAGGAAUGAGCUGGAAAGAGACAGCAAGAUUGUUGUCCCAUCUCUACCUGGAAAAGCCUGGAAGCGACAAAUGCCUUUUCGAGGAGAUGAUGGGAUCUUUGAAGAGGAUUUUAUUGAAGACAGGCGUAAAGGUUUAGAAGUGUUUGUAAAUAAGAUUGCUGGUCACCCAUUGGCGCAGAAUGAGAGAUGUUUACACAUGUUCCUGCAGGAGCCAGUCAUUGACAAGAACUACGUUCCAGGGAAGAUAAGGAAUGCGUAAUGCACGCUUGGACAAUGUUCUCUCGGUGAGGAACUGUGGUUUCGAUAUGGUCCGUGUUCACGCCAUUUGAUAUUACCAUUGUUCUCGCCCUUGUAUUGGAACCUGUAUUUUGAAAAUGUUUGUGUACAUAUAAAUUUUGUGUUAAUUUUAGUCAUUUUAAGUUAAUUUUUCCAUUCCUGGAAUUUAAUUGUAAGUUAUAUCAUCACACAAUAUUUUAUGGUUGGUGAUAAUGUAUGUAUCAUGAGCGAUUGUGAGUAAUAGUGGAUUCAUUUCAUUUCAAUCGUAAACCCAAUUUUUAUUGGGUUUUAACUAUUCGUAACUGUCACUAAAUUGUGUGUAAAUGUAAUAUUUUUUGUGGCACUACACAUUUCUCAAAUGUAAUAUUUUUUUUGUAUAUUUGUUUUGUCUUCAGUAUGUUGAUCAGGCAGGCAUUAUUAUUGUGUUAUGUGUAGAAUUGGUCUUGAUAGUUUGUAUUAUAGUAACUUUACUGUACAUUAGUAUGGAGAAAAAACAUUUUGCAGAUAAGUCUAUACAUGCAGUCUUUUUUACUAUCAGAGGGUCUCCAUACAUUAUACAGUCUUUUCAAUACAGAGUUCACACUAUCUCUGUGAACUAGUUUUGCAAGCAGCACCGUGAAAUGAGACUAGAUAGAAAUAAGUAGUUUUUGUUAUGAAAAGUGCAAGAUUGUUCAAUUGGCAGUUUAUAAAUGUUUUUUAACCAGGUUUAAUUUUCCCUUAUACAGUAGUACAACAGAAAAAAAUCUCAUACAUUUAUGCUGCAGGUGAUAUUAGUGUAAAUUGUAAGAAUAAAUAAUAGCUAUAAAUAAUUUUAAAAUAAAUCUCUAUAUCAUACCAGUUAAAAUAUUACAUUCUAGUUGUAUCAGCAGUUUUUGUGUGGAAAUGGUUUUUCAUUUUGAUGGUCAGUAAUUUAAGUGUGUUCCAAGAUGCUGCAGCGGCCUUGAAAAGGGUCAUUCUGCACAAGUGCAAGAGAUAAGAGUGCAAUAGCAGUUGUUAUAAAUUAUUUAAAGAUGGCUGAAGUAGCAGAAGGUUCAAGUUUUGCAAACUGUGUUGAACUUCUACCAUUUAAGUGGUUUGUUGGUAGUACAUGUGAUGUGUGUUAUCUGUCAAAGUGAAUCAUUUGUUUUGAUGUACAUUGUAUUUAUUUUCAUAAUGAUAUUUUUAUAGGUAGAUUGUCUGACAAAAAAAAUGAGGAUGUAAAUUAAUUUUCUAUGUCGGCAGCCACUUAUGCUAUUUAUGUGAAAUGUAAUUAAAAUCUAUAGAGGGGUUAAUAGGACCCAUUAAGGAUGAAUUUGGUUUAAAUACAUCACUAAUGUUUAAAUUUGCUUUGAAAAGUUUUCAAGUAAUAUGAGAAUUCAAAUAAACUAUUUUCAGCAACAUUCUGACAUUUUAUGUUGCAAUUUUAAAAUAAUAUUAGCCUAAAGGAAUAAUACAUCCUACCAUCUCUUAAUUUUGAUAAAACAAUUUUUUAUUUUGCUUUAAUUUCUGGUUUCUUGUUAAUAUGAUGUUGCAAGUCAUAAGUUUAAUCUCUCUCCAGAUUGUAGCAAUUUUUUGUGUAUGUAAAUCUCUGAACAAAAUGCAGUGUUUAUACUGUGUUGUUAUAUACCCACACAAGUGAAUAUGCUAUAAUGUAAUCUAACCGGUAGCUAAGUAUAAUUUUACUUAAGUAUAUAUUAUUUAUACAUUUACUGAAUAGUAUAUGCUUUUUGUAAAAACUUCUAAGUUCUUAUUAAUAGCAUAACUAACUUUUCAAGGUAACAGAUCAGUUUAGAACUUAGACAUGAAAUGAAAUAUUCAUAGAAGUUGAGUUUUAAGACUGCGAUACCAAUAAACUGUGUGACAGAACUUUAGUAGUUAUCUGAUUCAAUGUCCAAAAGGUUAAAUUUUCAGGCGAACCUUAUUCUUAAGAAAUGUAUUUAUUUAAGAAAAAUUCUUUAUUGUAAGAUUUGUUCAUUAAACUAUGCAGUGUUUUGUACUGGCAAUAAAAUGUUAAGAUGUAAAUAUACAACUGGGACUUUA
This is a messenger RNA of Bacillus rossius redtenbacheri, 2762 nucleotides long. RefSeq names its product sorting nexin-12 (gene Snx3). Gene Ontology annotation, molecular function: phosphatidylinositol-3-phosphate binding. Lineage: Eukaryota; Metazoa; Arthropoda; Insecta; Phasmatodea; Bacillidae. Gene Ontology annotation, biological process: endocytic recycling; late endosome to Golgi transport. Gene Ontology annotation, cellular component: retromer complex; early endosome membrane. The transcript is spliced from 4 exons. The coding region runs from base 235 to 726 and encodes 163 amino acids. The record is from RefSeq and is a predicted model, not a curated record.